AUGUUGCUGUUCCAUCAUCAUCAUCGUCAUAGAAGAUCGCAUUCAAAACCAAGAACCAGGAAGCAAAUGGCUGCUUCAGGUGUCAGCUGCAUCUCUAAAACCGAAGAACUGCAAUAUCAAGGGAGUGACGGGCACUGUAGUCACCAUAUUCAUCAAAAUGGAAAUUUCUGGCUAACUUUACAAUUGUCGACGUUACCGUAUCCGCUCUAG
Molecule: messenger RNA, 210 nt
Organism: Necator americanus (New World hookworm)
Lineage: Eukaryota; Metazoa; Nematoda; Chromadorea; Rhabditida; Ancylostomatidae
Exons: 2
Coding region: 1-210 (69 amino acids)
Source: RefSeq, a predicted model, not a curated record